AAAGCGCCAAACGUUAAAUCGCGCCAAAAAACUGUAAACGGCGCGACAAGCUGAUCGAAGAAGAGGAAACUAGUCGAAGUGCUACAAAAUAGAUCGGAACCUAAAUAAAUUAUUGCUGACGUCGGCGAAUGUUUGAUAAACGAGAUGGUUAACAAAGAGAACGCCCUCAGUGUGGGCCAGCAGGUGAAGUGGAUCGGAGCUCAUGACGCAGUGCAGCCGGUAAAGAAUCUCGAGCACAAGAACGUGUUCUUCUACCAGAAGUGUAUCUACGGUCCGCUGACUCUGACGGUCGGCGAAUUCAUAUUGGUGUCCAAUGCAGAUGCAGCCGAGCCGGACACCGUAAGAGGCUGUGACGUGGCUAGGAUCUUGUACAUGUAUGAGCUGCGCGAGCUUACCGACCGCGAGCCUUACCGCGCCAUUGUCCAGUGGUAUUCCUGGCCAAGGGCUAUUCCCCACAAUAAAUUCGACGACGACAACGUGGCCAUCGACUUCAGCCUGGAAGUGGUCGAGGAGCAUCGCCCAUACGACAACGACGUAGCCCUUGGCGCCAUCUACCGUAAGUGUAUCGUCCUGGAAGGCACUUCGAAAAUCUCGGCGCAGGAGAUUCUUAACCGCCACUUGGGCAAAGUUAAGACCACAGCCUGCCCCAUGUUUGUCAGCCGAUACAGGUUUGUCAAGGUGAAGCGAAGUUAUCGCUUGAUUCCCUUGGAAAUUCACCUAGAGGAGCCGGAGGACAAACCCCGUUUAACACGGAAAUCGCUAAGCCACAAAGAAUACAAACGGUCAGCUUCUGCCCGCAAGAAUGCCGCAUCUGAAGAGGCAGGAGCAGGGGUGGAAAAGCGACGGCGUUCCUCUACGGCGGCGGCCAGUUCUGUGGAAUUCGUCGAUGUCAGCUACUUCAACUGCGAAAACAAGGUAUCGCCCAUUAAGAUCGUGGGUGGGCGCAGUGUAGUGCGUCUGUCGGAAAAGAAGAAGGCGGCAUCGGAGAUUAAUGCCAACUAUCUGCCGGCUUCGCCGCUUACCGAAAAGAAUGCCAAAGUUGAGACGCCGAAAUCCCGAGCUUCGGCAGCAAGGCGCAACCUCAAUCUCAGUUUGGAUCGGGGAGCAGACACCACCGCCGACUCAGACUGCCUCAAUUACUCGAUUGUUCAGCAAACCCCGGAUCCCAAGACACCCUCCAACGAGAUGAAGAUCAAGCUGCGCAUCUCAGAGAGAAGACGUUCGGUUCGGCUUGCAUCCACGGACGAGGAUCCCUUGUCGCUUGAAGAGCUCAAAGAAGCUCCCAAUACCCAGGCACGCAAGCGAUUGGGCGUAUCAAAUGGCGAUAUCUACCACACGCCCACAAAAAAGUCCAAGGAGCUGCUGGAACCAGCGACGGGCAAUGAACAGACGCCAUCAACGAGGCGCAAGAGUAUUCUUAAAUCAGCCACCAGCCGAUUGGCCGACGGCACUCCCAGACGAAGUAUUCAUUUGUCCAAUAUUGUGGAACAGCGCGUGUUCAAGGACGAUGACAUUAUAUCCACUCCGAAAAGAGGCCGGCCUAAAAAAACAGUCCAGGAUGACGACGAGGACUACUCACCGAAAAAAACUGUUCAAAAGACGCCCACGCGAUCGCGCCGCUCCAGCACCACAACAAAAAUAGCGAUGACUCCCAGCAAAGGAAUAGCCACAGCCGCAACAGCAGCCCCAAUGACGCCCUCGCAGAAGAUGAAGAAGAUUCGGGCCGGCGAGCUUAGUCCUACCAUGCAGCAGCGCACAGAUCGGCCUGCAAAGGAGACUAGCAAAUCACAGCUGGAGCUGGCGAGGGAACAGCUUCACGUGUCCGUCGUGCCCAAAAGUCUGCCCUGCCGCGAGCGGGAGUUCGACAACAUAUACGCGUUCCUGGAGGGCAAGAUCCAGGAUCAGUGCGGUGGGUGCAUGUAUGUGUCGGGAGUUCCGGGCACUGGCAAAACAGCCACCACCACCGGUGUAAUACGCACCUUGCAGCGUCUAGCAAAUCAGAAUGAGCUGCCCGCUUUCGAGUUUCUGGAGAUAAAUGGCAUGCGACUAACGGAGCCGCGUCAGGCCUACGUUCAGAUUUACAAACAGCUCACGGGCAAAACUGUAUCAUGGGAGCAGGCACACUCACUGCUGGAAAAGCGCUUUACAACUUCAGCACCACGAAGAGUAACCACUGUGCUGCUGGUCGACGAGCUUGAUAUCUUGUGUAACCGGCGCCAGGACGUGGUCUAUAACCUGCUUGACUGGCCCACCAAGUCGGCGGCCAAACUGGUGGUGGUUACCAUAGCCAACACUAUGGAUUUGCCUGAGCGGCUGCUGAUGGGCAAGGUUACUUCUCGGCUUGGACUCACCCGGCUUACCUUCCAACCGUACAGCCACAAGCAGUUACAGGAGAUCGUCACCGCACGUUUAGGUGGAUCGGAGGCGUUCAAGGGCGAGGCCGUGCAGCUGGUGGCACGCAAGGUGGCGGCCGUCUCUGGAGAUGCUCGUCGGGCGCUAGAUAUUUGUAGGCGGGCCACUGAAAUCGCCGAUACAGCCCAGGUCAAGUGCGUGACCAUGCUGCAUGUGCAGCAGGCGCUGGCGGAGAUGAUAGCUAGUGCGAAGGUGCAGGCCAUCAAAAAUUGCUCGCGGCUGGAGCAGAUUUUUCUGCAGGCUGUGGCAGCGGAGGUUACACGAACUGGCGUCGAGGAAACGACCUUCAUGGGAGUCUACAUGCAGGCCGAGACGAUCGCUGCGUUCACUGGUGUGGCCUUACCGCCGCCAGGACGUGCCCUUCGCUUGUGCGCCAAACUGGGCGCCGAACGUCUAAUAAUCAGCGAGCACUCGCGCAAUGAUCUCUUCCAGAAAAUCUUGCUUAACGUCAGCGCUGAUGAUAUUCACUACGCCCUCCGCGUGGGAGAAGUGGCCAGUUAAGAGAAUACUUAAAGAGCAAAGAUUGGAAGGUAACCUGGGAAGUUCUUAGUCAAUUCAUUUGCAAUUUUACAUUCUGACUUCCACUUAUAACACUAAAAUGAAAACUGCAAAAGUGGCGAAUUUCGCCCUUCUAUUCGUCAUCAAUCAUCUUUGUAAUAGCUUAUGCAUUUUUAAAUUAAUUCUUAGUUUUAAGCAUCAUGUUUAAACAAUCUAAAGUACAAACUCGUUACUAUAAAAACCAAAUAAAACACCAGCACAGUGUAA
Molecule: messenger RNA, 3177 nt
Organism: Drosophila ficusphila
Lineage: Eukaryota; Metazoa; Arthropoda; Insecta; Diptera; Drosophilidae
Gene: Orc1
Product: origin recognition complex subunit 1
Biological process (GO): DNA replication initiation; mitotic DNA replication checkpoint signaling
Cellular component (GO): nuclear origin of replication recognition complex
Molecular function (GO): ATP hydrolysis activity; ATP binding; chromatin binding
Source: RefSeq, a predicted model, not a curated record